Ectocarpus siliculosus is the source of this 1023-nucleotide messenger RNA. NCBI's taxonomy places the organism in Eukaryota, Phaeophyceae, Ectocarpales, Ectocarpaceae. The record is from the annotation of a GenBank genome assembly.
AUGAAGGCUCUGGGGCUGGUGGCCGUGUCCGGAAUGAUCAGUGUGAGCACUGGCCUGGAGGGGACGUGUGUGGACCUGAGCAACGCUUGCCGGGAGGGGGCACCGUGGUUAGUCAAGACAGGGCGUUGGUCGGAUAAGAUUCCCCUUCGGUUGCGGCAGUUUUGGCCUCUCGGCAGGGAAGACCGGCGUACGCUGCAGCUCGCGCCGAGCCGGCUGAUACAGCGCAGGAUGGUGAAAGCCCUGACGAUUUUGCACAACGACCACAUCGGAGAAGAUUUCGCCUGGCCGGUUGGGGUGGAGAAAGUGAACUUUAAAUACAAGGACCUCGGAGAUGUCAAGUGGCCAACGACCAUGACGGAAGUCCGACUUUCCUGGGACUUCGCUCAAGCGGUCGAACACAUUGUGUGGCCGAAAAGCCUCAAAGAACUGGAUUUUGGGAACUACUUCAACUCCCCGGUGGAGGGCGUGGAUUUUCCCGACGGACUGGAGCGGAUACGGUUUUCGCGGUGUUUCAAUCAACCAAUCACGGAAGUGAAGUGGCCGUCGCGACUGCUGGUGUUGAAGUUCGGCGAAAAGUUCAACAGGCCGCUGAAUGGAGUGAUUUGGCCAGACACCCUGAAAUACCUCGAUUUCAUUGGACAAGACUUCAACCAGCCUAUACACGUUACGCCCCUGCCGCGAGACUUGGAGGUGCUUAUGCUUGGCGACUCCUUCGAUCAGCCCCUGGAUACUGUAGUCUGGCCCAAAGGCUUGUUGGAGGUGUUCAUAGGGCACGGGUUCACUGAACCCGAGAGUCCUCGAUUGGCGGACGUGGUGUGGCCGUCGAGCCUUCGGAUGUUGUCGGCUCCGAGGAUGAAUAUCGGGCAUUUGCCGAAGGACUGCUGCCGCGACUUCGUUGGCGACUCCGAUGACGAUGAGUUCUUCGAAGUCCCAUGGCUAGUGGGUGAACCGUGGCCCCUCGGGUUUGCCGGCGGCGGUGGCGUAUUCGGGAUGGGUGUGUUGUGGGAUACCGAUAGUGACUGA